Molecule: messenger RNA, 769 nt
Organism: Arabidopsis thaliana (thale cress)
Lineage: Eukaryota; Viridiplantae; Streptophyta; Magnoliopsida; Brassicales; Brassicaceae
Product: LOW protein: ankyrin repeat protein
Exons: 3
Source: RefSeq, marked reviewed
AUGGGAAUCUUGGAUAAAGGCAAACAGCUUCACCAAGAAGACGUAAUAGUGGAAGUAGGAGAGCCAAGUGGGUCAUCUCCAAAUGAAGAUCCUAGUUCACUGCCCAAUGUUGAGGAUCAUACUUCAGAAGAUGUUACAAAACCACAUAGCCGGAAUUUAAUGUAUAAAGCUGUUCUGACAGGAGAUUGGAAAACAGCCAGCACUUUAAUAUCGAGAAAAGAGUGUAAUGUCGUGGAGCAAAUUACUGGUAAUUCUGAGAUUGCUCUUCACAUAGCUGUUGCAGCAAAGCACAAGGAUUUUGUGAGAAAUCUACUCAGAGAAAUGGAUCCCCCUGACUUGUCACUGAAAAACAAAGACGGCAACACACCCUUGUCUUUUGCUGCCGCGUUGGGAGACAUUGAGACUGCUGAGAUGUUAAUAAACAUGAUCCGAGAUCUUCCGGAUAUUUCGAACGAGAAAACAAUGACACCAAUCCACAUCGCCGCUUUGUACGGCCAUGGAGAAAUGGUUCAAUAUCUUUUCUCCAAAACAAGCAUCAAAGAUCUCAAUGAUCAGCAAUAUCUGAAUCUCUUUCAUACCAUGAUAUCAGCUGAUAUUUAUGGUGUAUUUGCAGAUGUACCUCUGUGGAUGUUGGAAAGAGUGGAUUUGUAUAGAAAAGAACUAGCCCUUUAUCCAAAUAGUAACAAAGCCUUGCACUUGUUGGCUCGCAAGACUUCUGCCAUUUCCCAUAAAAGCCAGCUUAACUUGUUUCAGCAAGUAGCAAGUUCUU